UCUCGUCAAUCUCUUCUUCUUCUUCUAUUUCUUCUCUAAAUCUCAGUGUGUUGAAUUCCUAUGCUCACAACUAAAGCAGAUCAUGGAGCUUGGCUUGAGCUUAGGAGCUUCAAAGCCUUUCACUUUUACGGAAAAGCCUCCUGAAUUAGAAUUAGCUAAUCUCAACACUACUUUAUCGAUCGGUCCAAUAAUCAGCAGCACCAAAAGCUGCGACGAUCUUCGUCAACAAGGCGAACAACAAGAAGAAGAUCAAGAAGAAACAGAGAAGAAGCAAAAUCACAGUACUGUCAAAGAAGAUCAACACGUUGCUUCAAAGUAUAGUAACGCCUUGCAGCUUCAUCUUCUUCCUCACGCCAAACCUCUCCCUCUGUACUCGUGGCCUCCUCCCUCUGAUCAGAACUGUGAUGAUGAAGUGGCAGCUAACUCUGGGAGGGGUUUGAAGGUGAAGACGUCGCCGGCGGAGGAGGACGAGUCGGAGGAGAGAACGGUGCUGUCAUCGUCUCCGAUGAGCGGAGCAUCGUCGUUUCAGGUGGAUCUGUGUGUAUACAGUAAUAACAAAGGAGGGAGUAGCAUGAGCGGAUCAGGAAAUUACAGUAAUAAUUAUUGUAACAAUAAAAAGAGGCAGAUUAAUGAAUUAUCAGAAGGUGAAGGUAAUUACUAUGAUCCAAUCCGAGGUUGUUCAUCAAGAGCAAGCGAUGAAGAUGACAACGUUGGAGGUCGUGGUGGUGGUACCAGGAAGAAACUCAGGCUGUCUAAAGAACAGUCUGCUUUUCUCGAAGAAAGCUUCAAAGAACACAGUACUCUUAAUCCUAAACAAAAACUUGCUCUUGCCAAACAGCUCAAUCUUCGUCCUCGCCAAGUCGAAGUCUGGUUUCAAAACCGAAGAGCGAGGACGAAGCUGAAGCAGACGGAGGUGGAUUGUGAGUACUUGAAGAGAUGCUGUGAGACGCUAUCAGAAGAGAACAGGAGGUUGCAGAAGGAGCUUCAAGAACUGAGGGCUUUGAAGGCUUCAAACUCAAACCCUUUCUUCAUGGAAUUACCAGCAACCACCUUGACCAUGUGCCCUUCCUGUGAGCGCGUCGCACCCAAUCCCACCUCCAAUAAUAAUAAUUCUAACAACAACAACAACAGUAAUAAUUCCCCUUCCAAACCCAAGGCCUUCCCAUUCGCCAGACCCAAGUUCUAUCCUUUCCCUCACUCCAAACCACACCAGUCUUGAACAUAUAUAUCUCAUCUCAAACAUAUUGCUUCGUACAGUUUUAGAUCAGGAAACAUAUAUGCAUCAUGAUGACACUGAUCACACAUAUGUAUGUAUGUAUUGCUUCAUCAUACACAGGUUUAACGUCGAUCUAUAGAUACGAAACAAUUUUGUUUUUUUUUUUUUUAAUGAAGUGUUCUUGCUGUAUCUUUAGUGAAUGGUGGUGUUGGGUUUUGAUCGUGCUGCGAAA
This is a messenger RNA of Prosopis cineraria, 1448 nucleotides long. RefSeq names its product homeobox-leucine zipper protein HOX11-like. Gene Ontology annotation, molecular function: sequence-specific DNA binding; DNA-binding transcription factor activity, RNA polymerase II-specific. The record is from RefSeq and is a predicted model, not a curated record. The transcript has 4 exons. Bases 83 to 1219 code for a protein of 378 amino acids. Gene Ontology annotation, biological process: regulation of DNA-templated transcription. Lineage: Eukaryota; Viridiplantae; Streptophyta; Magnoliopsida; Fabales; Fabaceae.